GUCGCCGGAAUCGUCAGUCCGUCACACAGAGCGACAGGGUCGGGUGGGUCGAACGGUGAGCCGAGGGCGAGAGACGAAGCCCUAAGGUUACGAGAUCAGAUCUGAUGCAGUCGUGUUAACCUCGGACGUUACAACUUCCAAUCGAUCUCUUCACGAUAACUAGUCGCCGGUCGUGAAGCCGGUCGUUCAGUGCGCAUUCGCAGUACAAAAGAGACUUGUGAUAUUUUUCUAGUUUUUUAAGUUCCGCAACGGAACGCUUCGUUUUAAAUCGCGUUUAAAAGUGUACAAUAUAAGUAAAAAUUUGGAAAACAUGGAGAUCCUGCCGGUUACGAGUCAGUUUAACGUCGGAUUCAGUAGUGAAAAAGCGUGGAAUGGGCCCACAUGGAGAGAGGCGCCCGUGCCGGUGCCCACGGAGACGGCGCUGGCCCAGCGGCUGGAGCGCGAGCUGCGCGCCGCCAAGGGAGCCAGCGAGCUGGCCACGGCCGAGGUGCUGGUGCCGGCCGAGCUGCUGUGCCGCGCGGCGCGCCAGACGCUGGCGCUGGCCGAGGGCGAGCCCUGCGGCUCGCGCGGCGCCGCCGUCAUCGUGGACGUGGCCGGCCGGCGGCUCGCGGCCUUCAAGAUAGACCCCAACACGCUCACCACGCACGAGAUACACCUGCACCUGGAGCACGACGCCACCAACUGGACCAGCCUGCUGCCGCAAUUCUUAAAAAACUUAACGAGAGGCGGCACCAUCAUCAUCAGCCCCCAGUUCACGAUAGAAAAGAAAAAGUUGUUCCGGAGUCAAGCCGAGUGAGCGAGCGAGCGAGCGAGCGACGCCGCGGAGCGUGUGGGUCUAGCGCGAGAUGCGAGCGAGCCGACUGAUUGCCCUCCUCGAUAUCUACGUAUCGUUAUUUUAAAUAUCAAUAUUAUAUUAUGUAUAUUAUAUUUUUAAUAAGAGAAAAAAGCACAGCGUGAUAUGUAAUGUAUAGUAGUAGUAAGCGUCCGGCGCGCCGCGGCCGCCGGCGAAGUGCGCUUUGUCGCCAAAGCGUCGACGUUCCGCCGGCGGCGGCGGCCGGCGCGUCGGCGGCGCGGGGCGGCCGAUCUCGCGCCGUCGCCGGCCCCCACCGCCGCCGCCCCGCUGCUGUUGUUGGUGUUGUGGAUGCGUGCGUGAUGCGCGGCGGCGUUAGGUGCGCACCGUGAUCUCAGCCGCCGCCGCGCGAGUGAUAUGAUGCCCUGAUGAUGAUGAUGAUCGACUUAGUGUUACGUAUUAUUUUUUGUUGUCGAGUUCGAUUCUAUUGUGAAGUUGUGUAGAGUUGGUAUAUUACAUGUAUCGUAAUUCGUAUUUAUUAGAGGCGGCCCCGCGUGCGGGGCCAGAUAUGUGUACGUCUUUUGUAAUUGUACUGGUCCGUACAUUUGUUUGUGAUACUACUUUUGUAAUGUAUAAAAUUUAAAUGAGAAAUAUACGUUUAAUAAAGUGUGAGCGAGCCGCGAGUCGCGACGUGUCGUGUCGUGUCGUGUCGUGUCGCGCCGCGUCACGUCGCGCGGCGGCUCGCGGAUGCAAUAGAGAGGCGCGGAUGCUGCGUUUUUAAUAUACUGCAAAGAUCUCAGGUUAUAUUAUUAUAGUUAUAACAAGUAUUAAGUUAUUUAAGUUAAUAUAAAGAUUGUACUUUUUGUAAGAUUGUUUUCUAUCGCAAAGAUGCGUUUGUAUAGUCCAGUGUGAAACUGAACUUCAGUUGACGACAUAUUAUUAUAUUGAGAGAGUCCGAUGCAUUUUCUUCAUCCAGUGUAAAUUAAAUGUAUAUCAAUAGACACAGUUUUUAAACAAAAUCUAAAUGUUCGUAGGGUCCAGUGUUCUAAACGCACAAUAUCAUAGAACUAGAUUUCACUUUCAUCAAAAAAAAAUGUUUUAAAAAAAUUAUAAAAAAAAAAUACUUGUAAACUUGAAAAUGUCGACAUAUACAAAACUAACAAUAAUGAUAUAAAUGUAUCAAUUGUUUAUAAUUGAUAUUUAUUUCAUAGACAGUAAAAAGAGAAUGUAGAAAUUAUUAAAAAAUACAUAGUUUCAAAUAAUGGAAAA
Molecule: messenger RNA, 2059 nt
Organism: Bicyclus anynana (squinting bush brown)
Lineage: Eukaryota; Metazoa; Arthropoda; Insecta; Lepidoptera; Nymphalidae
Product: protein charybde
Exons: 3
Coding region: 311-796 (161 amino acids)
Biological process (GO): regulation of TOR signaling; negative regulation of signal transduction; apoptotic process
Cellular component (GO): cytoplasm
Source: RefSeq, a predicted model, not a curated record